This is a messenger RNA of Panicum virgatum (switchgrass), 1875 nucleotides long. Its product is annotated as gibberellin 20 oxidase 1-D-like. The coding region runs from base 292 to 1425 and encodes 377 amino acids. Lineage: Eukaryota; Viridiplantae; Streptophyta; Magnoliopsida; Poales; Poaceae. The record is from RefSeq and is a predicted model, not a curated record. Gene Ontology annotation, biological process: gibberellin biosynthetic process; response to light stimulus; flower development. Gene Ontology annotation, molecular function: gibberellin 20-oxidase activity. The transcript has a single exon.
GUAGCAGCACUGUGGAAGGGCAGGGCAGGGCAGGGCAGAGUUCCCUCCCCCUCUGCUCUCGCUCGCUCUUCCCCGGCGGCCACGGCCCCGCCCCGGGUAUAAAAGGGCAGGGAGGCAGCGAGCGGCGUGUACACCCGGGAGAGAGAGAGAGAGAGAGAGAGAGCAGAGCGGAGCAGCAGCAGCAGACGAUUCUCGGAAUCCCCAAACAAAACAAAACAAACAACUCUCGUCUUCGACGAGAUUCAAGGCAGCAAGCAGCAAUCAAGAUUCGAGAAGAAGAAGCCCAGCAGCAUGGCUGAAGUUGAGGCUGCUGCGCAUGCGCAUCAGCAGCAGCACCAGCAACCGGCUCUCGUCUUCGACGCCGCCCGCCUGAGCGGCCAGGUCGACAUCCCGCAGCAGUUCCUCUGGCCGGCGGACGAGAGCCCCACCCCGGACGCCGCCGAGGAGCUGCCCGUGCCGCUCAUCGACCUGUCCGCCGACGCCGAGGAGGUGAUCCGGCAGGUUGGCGAGGCCUGCCAGCUGCACGGCUUCUUCCAGGUGGUGAACCACGGCGUCGACACGGCGCUGCUGGCGGAGGCCCACCGCUGCACGGACGCCUUCUUCACGCUGCCCCUCGCCGCCAAGCAGCGCGCGCAGCGCCGCCAGGGCGAGAGCUGCGGCUACGCCAGCAGCUUCACGGGCCGCUUCGCCUCCAAGCUGCCCUGGAAGGAGACGCUGUCCUUCCGCUACUGCUGCGGCUCCGAGGCGGCGGACGGCGGCGUCGCCGGCUACCUAGUGGAGAAGCUGGGCGAGGAGUUCCGGCAGCACGGCGAGGUGUACGGGCGCUACUGCUCGGAGAUGAGCCGGCUGUCGCUGGAGCUCAUGGAGGUGCUCGGGGCGAGCCUCGGCGUGGGGCGCGCCCAUUUCCGGCGAUUCUUCGAGGGCCACGACUCCAUGAUGCGCCUCAACUACUACCCGCCGUGCCGGCGCCCCUACGAGACGCUGGGCACCGGCCCGCACUGCGACCCCACCUCGCUCACCAUCCUCCACCAGGACGACGUCGGCGGCCUCCAGGUGUUCGCCGGCGGCCGUUGGCGCUCCAUCCGCCCCCACGCCGGCGCCUUGGUCGUCAACAUCGGCGACACCUUCAUGGCGCUCUCCAACGGCCGCUACCGGAGCUGCCUGCACCGCGCCGUGGUCAACAGCCGCGUGCCGCGCCGGUCGCUGGCCUUCUUCCUCUGCCCGGAGAUGGACAAGGUGGUGCGGCCGCCGGGGGAGCUGGUGGACGCCCACCACCCGCGGGCCUACCCGGACUUCACGUGGCGGGCGCUGCUGGACUUCACCAUGAGGCACUACAGGGCGGACAUGAGGACGCUCGAGGCAUUCACCGACUGGAUCAGCCGCCAUGCUCACCAUGCUGCAGGCAUUGCCUCUCAAUUGAAUUGAAUCGACUGGAUCUCGAGGCUUAGUAGUAUCUCAUAUAUAGCUGGAUGGGGAUUUGCAUUGCCAUUGCCAUUGCUCUGCUCAGCUGCUCUGCUGCUCUGAUCUGCUCCUGUCAUCUAUCCUACCUGCACUCUGAUUGCAUUGCAUGCUUAGUAGUAUCUCAUAUGUAUGUCAUCCAUCCGGCCAUCGGAAUUCAAGACGAUGUAUGCCUGCCUGCUGAGUGUGUAGUACUACAGUACCUAUGUACUAGUACAAGAUCCAACUACUACAAGGAAGGAGAUGAUGAGUAUCUAUGUACUAGUACAAGAUCCAACUACUACAAGAAGAUGAUGAGAAUGAGAAGAGAGCUUGGAUCGAUCGUCGACCCAAGCCCAGCUAUCUAGCAGCCAAAUUGAUGAUAUGAAAUCAAAUCAAGUUCCAAUUUAUAUUAAUAUACAAUAAUUUAUAUUGUUA